CUUUAGGUGGAACACCUGUAGCCCAAUUUAUAUUAUAACGGAGAAUGCACAGAUGCUUUUACAAGGGAGUUUAGAGAGAAUGAAUUCAGAUCCCUCUUCCUGAGGUUUACAGGAGUAUUUAUACUAGGCUAAGGGGGACAAGACCACAUGCGCCCACGUGGGGGCAUGCUGCUGAUGUGGUGCGAGGUGACUGGUUUCGUCCUUGAGCUGCCUUGUCGCCUUCUAGGAAAAUAUAUAAUGGGAGAAGAGCUCUUGUCUUCUUCUUCUUCUUCUUCUGCUGCAGUGGCCUCCUCCUCUGACAGGGCUGUUGAACAGGCAAUUGUUGGAUUGAAGAAGGGAGGGCAUCUUUUGAAGUACAGCAGAAUAGGAAAGCCCAAGUUUUGUCCUUUCAGGUUGUCCCAGGAUGAGAAGUUUUUAAUUUGGUACUCUGAUGAAAAGGAAAAACACCUGAAGCUGAGUUCAAUCACAGACAUUACUCAUGGCCAACAAUCUAAACAACUUCAGCCUGAUAGAGAAAGCCAGGUGAUUUCACUUGUGUACGCGAAUGGCGAACAGUUCUUCGACCUGAUUUGCAAGGACAAAAUGCAGGCAGAGUCAUGGUUUGUAGGGUUGAAAGCUCUAAUAUCGAAGAGCCACCAAAACCGGUUCUCGGGGACCGAAAGACCGAGACACAGACGGGGAGCUCAAAGCUGCAUUAAUAGCCCGGCUAGCUGUGUGAGGAGGAGACAGAUUCUUGGUCUUCCUAUGGAGCCUGUUAGGUCAAGCAAGGUUCGGAGCUUGGCUGGAAGUCCGGAGCAGUCGUUUUCAGGGAGGGGUCAUUGUGACGUAUUGUCGUGUUCUUCGGACAGCAUAUUGUCCGAUGCAAAUCUAUCGAACAUGCAAAAUGGAGCCGAUGUGAUGAGCCCUUCCCCUCCAUGUUCCGAGCCAGACGAUAUAAACCAGUGCGAAACGGAUUUUGCUACGUCCGAGGUCCAGAGCGAUUUACUUUCCGUGUUUGGGGGAUCCGUUCGUGAGCCCGCCCCAAGAACGGGGCACGUCUUGAGAGACGUUUAUGUUUGGGGAGAAGGGAUGGAGGGAGGAUUUUUAGCGGGAGGGGGUGAAAAGUUAGACUCCUUGAUCCCCAAGGUGCUCGAGUCCACGACAAUGCUUGACGUACAAGCAUUGUUCGUAGGUAGGACCCACGCGUCCCUAGUGACGGGACAGGGCGAGGUCUUUUCCUGGGGCGAGGGGAAGAGCGGAAGACUAGGGCACAAAAUAGACAUGGAUGUCACCAACCCAAAAAUAGUUGAAUCUCUUGGUGGGAUCAGUGUGAAAUCUGUCGCCUUCGGGGAAUACCAAAUGUGCGCCGUGACACAUUCCGGCGAAUUAUACACUUGGGGUGACAACUACGUAACGGCCGAACUCGCGGGUGAAACGGGUAGAAAACGGAGCCAUUGGUUGCCACAUAGAGUUUCUGGGUCGUUAGACGGCGUGAUCAUAUCGUCUGUGGCAUGUGGGGAAUGGCACAUGGGGAUCAUCUCGAUAACUGGGAAAUUAUUCACCUACGGCGAGGGGAGUUUCGGGGCGCUCGGCCACGGGGACACGAAAAGCCUUCCUCACCCUAAAGAGGUCAAAUCCCUCAAGGGGUUAUGGGUGAAGGCGGUUGCCUGUGGGCCAUGGCAUACCGCAGCCGUUGUUGAGACCACUUCGGACGCGAACGGGGCCGGGAAGUUGUUCGCGUGGGGAGAUGGUGAUAAGGGUAAAUUGGGGCACGAAGAUAGAGAAAAAAAGCUUGUCCCCACACGUGUCACGAUGCUCGAAGGGGUAGAUUUUGUCCAAGUGUCUUGCGGGAGGACGCUGACUGUUGGAUUGUCCAACACCGGGAAGGUGUACGCGAUGGGAAGCACGAUCCACGGGCAACUCGGGCAUCCGCACCCCGAGGAUAAAACCGUAAUUGUCGUACAAGGGGAACUCGAAGAUGAGUUCGUUAGAGAGGUAUCCACGGGAUCACAUCACGUCGUCGUUUUAACUUCAAGUGGCCGGGUGUACACGUGGGGGAAGGGAUUGAACGGGCAGCUAGGAUUAGGCGACACGAAAGACCGAAAUGCCCCUACGCUAGUCGACCAUCUUACGGACAGGCUGGUUGAACACGUCACCUGUGGGCCCAACUCCACGGCGGCGGUCUGCUUGCACAAGUCCAUAUCCAGCACUGAUCAAGCUAACUGCAGGGGUUGCGCUUUGCCUUUUGGGAUUACCAGAAAGAAACACAACUGUUACAACUGCGGUUUCUUGUUCUGUCGUGUUUGCUGCAGCAAAAAAUCCCCAAACGCGUCUCUAGCGCCGAAUAAGAGCAAACCGUUCCGCGUAUGCGACCCGUGUUUCAACCAACUCCAGAGAACCGAGAUGUGCACCCCGAGGCCAACCCGUGUGGGGCCCCGAAGGAAAUGCUCUAGCAUGAGUGAUUAUUCAUCAUAUGGUGGGAAGGCAUUGAACAACCAAACAGAGAUCAAGGACAUGGCAUCACUUCUCGACAGCUUGCCAAGAUGGGGGCGGGUCCCGCUCCCUGAGAGUUUUAAACGGAGUUUCAGAGGGCAAAGACAAUUCCGAACCGCGUCGCAGCGUGACCCGUUUGGGUUGGAAGGAAAACUUGUGCCAUAUUCUGGUCCAUUGCAGCAAGGAAUCUCAAAGUCAGAUAAGUUGCUUCUUGAAGAGGUCCAGAGGCUAAGAGCUCAGGUACAUAGCCUUAAAAAACUAUGCCAAUCAAGAAAAGAGAGAAUCCAGGAACGCCAACAGAAACUCAAGGAGGUUUGGUCAUUGGCACUAGAAGAAUCAGCCAACUGCAGAGCAGCAAUGGAAGACAUAAAAUCUUUGACAUCAAGGCUUCAAGCCAUGUCAGAAGAAGCUUGUGGCGGCGGUGCUGAGUGUUUGCUUCAGAUCACUUCCGCAGAUGCCACAGGAAAUGCAGAUCUCAAUGGUGAUCAACCAAGCAGCAUUCUUGCUAUUUGUGCACCUAGAGAAGACAGGAGAGUUGAAAGUGUAUGUGGUUCUCCCAUUCAAUUUUCUAGUGCUACUAGAUCCUUGCGGAAGAAGGAAAACCGCGGGCAGAUCAGACCAGAAGAAGAUGAAGCGUGUCCACAGGUUGAAGUGGAUCCAGAACACGAAUGGGUGGAACAGUAUGAGCCCGGCGUCUACAUUACCCUCAAAGCUUUGCCCGGCGGGAAAAAGAGUCUCAAACGAGUUCGAUUCAGUAGGAGGAAGUUCAGGGAGAAAGAAGCAGAAAGUUGGUGGAGCAAUAACCAGACAUUGGUGUGCCAGCGAUACAACAUUGAUAAAUCUUCAGAUCUCAACCAGGAUUGAUAUGUUUAGUGAUCUCCUGGUUGGCUUCAAGGUCAUUCUCUAUUCUCCCAUACAGUUUUCUGAAGUUUGG
This is a messenger RNA of Cuscuta campestris, 3406 nucleotides long. NCBI's taxonomy places the organism in Eukaryota, Viridiplantae, Streptophyta, Magnoliopsida, Solanales, Convolvulaceae. The record is from the annotation of a GenBank genome assembly.